CCCCUCCCCCCGCCGCAUCCCUCCUUCGUAGCCCUCGGCCCUCACACCCCCGCCCCCACGCCGGCGUUUGCCCAGGGGCUACCUCGCGGGUGGGCGAGGCCGGGGCUCGGGCGAGCGGUAAGAUGGCGCCGCGGCCUAUGUGAACCCUGCUUGCCCGCCCCGGCUUCGUGAGGUGAAGAGCGGCGAGGGUGUGCUGACCCCCGAGGCCGUGGGGACGAGGCAGCACCCCGCGGUUGUGGAAGAAGCACUGAAGUGGAUCUCUUGGUGCCCUGGGCCAGUGACUUGUCUUAGGGCCACCUUUAAGUGGAUCUCUUCCUACCCCUUAAGUGUGUAACCCGAAGUUAAGACUAGUGUGCCCUUGGGAAGGUGGGAGUCAGUCAUUUUGACACCUCCUGAAAGGAACAUCCAGCAGGAGCUGAAGCCUACUUCCAAUUGAUCUCGUGGCAGAGGCAGAGAGGUUGUUGAUUGCUUCAACAUUUCCACACAAUAUGACCUGCUCUUUAGACUCCUCUGGUGGCUUUGAUGGCUCAGGGUCUGAGCAGACUAAAAUCACCCCUCUCCUACCCAAAGACAGUGUUCCAGUCUCAUGGGGGGCGUUUGGACAGGAUGAAGAUGGACUAGAUGACUCUUUACUGGAGCUCUCUGAGGGAGAAGAGGAUGAUGGUCACUUCAGUUACACAGAAGAAGAGAUUCGGGAGCUCUUGAAGGAUGAUGAUUCACUAAAUGAACAGUGUCUGGGAGGACUGUCUGCAGGUGGUGAAACUGAGACGUUGGGGAGCUAUAGUUGUCCUUCACUUGACUCUCCCCAAGAUAUAAAUGUACGCUGUAGCUUGGGACCCAGGGCUGGGCCGGCUACCAUCUUUAAACUACCUCAGAAAAAUGCCCCAGCUAAUAAUGCACCCACUCUGACCAAAUCACCUAGCAGACACUUUGUACCAGAAAAAAAUCUCCUGAAAAUAACUGUUGUCCCACCCUUUAAUACAACAGUUUGUGAUGAUGUGCUUGGUCCCAAGAAGACUGAGUUUUCUUCCAAAGAUGGAACUAGUAAUGCAGACUGUUUGGGAACUCCUCCCUUCCUGGAAGAAGAUAUGAGUAAAGAAGAUCAUGGCCACAAUGAUGGCAAACUUUGCACUAAAGAAACCAGCUCUACUUGUUCUGUCUGGGAAGGGCCCCAGCCUCAGAAAGCUGGCCCUCUGAAGGGGGCUCCUAGAGCAGGCGUACGUAGUUGUGAAGAGUCAGUACCCUCGGCUUCUCCAGCCUGGGAACAGCCUUGUGGGACAGAGGUCCCAAUGUCGUCAGGGAAUGGUGGGCGCAAAUUAGGUGACACAACUAGGCCUCCGGCUGUUCAGUCAACUAAACCGGUCAGACUAGACAAGGGUUCUGAGAAGAAGGAAAGGUAUGAGAGAAGAUUAGGCAAAGUCGUUCCACUUCUCCAGGCCAAAGCAAGGAGUAAGAUUCAGACAUUUUCAAAAACUGAGCUGGAACAGAAGAAGCAAAUUUAUCUUAAGAACGUCAUUGCUCAUUUAAAAAACCCUCAGGAAUCUAACCAAGGUACCUUAGGCGAGUUAUAUGCCUUGAUGGACCAAGUUGCUAAUGUGGAAUAUCAAAUGCAUGACCAACGGUGGCAGCACCCAUCAGACCUCACCAUGAGAAACUACCCCCGAUUCAGACAGAAGCCCCUACAGAAGUAUAGCCUGACUCAGUGGGUGGACAGGAACUUUCGAAGCCAUCGUCGGUUCCAAGGCCUUGCCGAUCAGUUCCAGCACACGCCAGUUGUCUCAUCCCCCCACCUAUGAAGGAGUUGCCCACCCCAUCAGUAUUCAGAGCAAUUUUUGCCUUUCUGUUUGCUUUGUAGAUUCCUGAAUAAUUUUAUUUUAAUGAGACUUUUUUUUAAGAACUUGUCACCUUUUGAAAAUGCUCGUUCAUAGACUUGAUUUAUUUUGUACGAGGUCCUUUUUGUUUUCUUUAGAUAUAGUAAGGUGGUGUGUUAUUGUGUAUUUUUAAAAAUUCAUUUUGGAUCAAAGGCAGUGGUCUCUCAAAAGCCCAUAUCUGGCCAGAACACUCAGCCUUAAGCAGAGUGAGCUCCUACCCUAUAGAGUAGAGAUCUACUUCUGAUAUCUAGAAAAAACAAUUCUUAGAUCUUUUUAAGGGAGGCAAUACCAGUCCACAAGGAAGUGUAUUUUAGCUUUAGUUACUCUGCAACUAACAAACUGGAUUUGUUUUUUAUUUUUGAACUCAAAAUGCCUAUCAGUAUUUUGUAAAUGAGUAAAGCCAGGGCAAUUGAAUUGAGUAAAGUAAGGCAGAAGUUCUACAGAAAGGACAUGAUAGAGCAAAUGUAUGAGCUCUCUUUCUGUAUCUUCAAGAUGCCAUUGUCUUGGUCUUUUCAUUCCUCAUUAAACCAUUUCAUUUUGCUUGCCAGUAUUUGCACACUCCUGGAACCUACAUCGUGUGACUAACUGGAACAAUGCCUGACCAAUAUCUUUGGGUCUGGUUGCAUCCCCCUUCCUAAAGAAUUUUUCCUUUUUCCUCUUCUACAGUAGCUACCACCUAGGGCUUCUGCCUAGAGCAUUCCCACAACUUCUCUGCUGCCUUGUGGGAGGAGCGCCUUGAAGCCUUGCCUGUAUAAAACAGACUAGAAAUUCAGAUGAAAGGAAAGUUGUCAGUAGGUCUUUACCCUUCUCAGCUUUAAAUACAAGCUGUUGUGCUGUUUACUUUGAUUCCCUAUCCGGCAUCAGCAGUGGGCGCUAGUGUCUUUGUUACUGAUCCAGGGAUACUUUGAGGGCUUGGGCCGUCUGCCCUGGAGGGGAACUGGAGUUCCCACACAGUAGCAGAUAAAGCACUUCACUGGGCCACAUUGACUCACUUUGGUGUUUAAAAAAAAGCUUGAGCCUUCCCUUGUCUAUCCAUUUAUUAAGCAUCUACUUUGUGUAAGACAUACAAAGAGAAAAUAAAAAGUUCCUUCCCUGUAAA
Dromiciops gliroides (monito del monte) is the source of this 2970-nucleotide messenger RNA. It is a transcript of the gene S100PBP, whose product is annotated as S100P binding protein. The record is from RefSeq and is a predicted model, not a curated record. Lineage: Eukaryota; Metazoa; Chordata; Mammalia; Microbiotheria; Microbiotheriidae. Gene Ontology annotation, molecular function: calcium-dependent protein binding. Bases 489 to 1796 code for a protein of 435 amino acids. The transcript is spliced from 8 exons. Gene Ontology annotation, cellular component: cytosol; nucleus.